UUUUUUUUAUUCCAUGACUUCAUUCCAUUUACUUGAGACUAUCCUCUAUGACCCGAAAGAGGGUUUUUUUCUUCUUGACUAUCAUUGUGAACGAAUGAUCAAUUCGGCCAAGGCUUUAGGAGAAUUUUUUGCAACUGAUCCAGAAAAAUUUUUACGCGACCUGAUCCCCACACAUUCAGAGAUAUCGAAUAAACUGGAUGUCGCCAUCAAGAACCUAGGCAGAAAUAUACGUCAGCGAAUACGAGUGUUACUUGACUUUGAUGGAGCAAUCUCAAUUCAGUCCAGUCAAUUGCUUUCGGAGACUAAUGACUUUUCAGAUUCUUCUAUCAUUGUAGUCCUGGAUACAGAAGCAACAAAUAGCGACAACCCCUUUUUACAUCAUAAGACUACAGAGCGGGCUGUUUAUAAUGAUGCACGGGACAGACUAAAGCUUGGUCCCAUUGGGCCACCUGGAACAACAUCGGGACCAUACGACGUGAUUUUAUACAAUCAGAACAACGAAAUCAUGGAGACAUCCAUUGCUAAUAUUGCUGUCGAAAUUGUCGAUCCAGAAUCAGGAAAGCUAGAGUGGAUCACACCUCCAUUGUCCUCAGGUCUUUUAUGUGGCACAAUGCGACGAUAUCUACUGGAGAAAGGAGAACUGCGUGAAGGAAUCAUUAAAGUGGAUGAUCUAAAGAAAGCAGCAUUGGAGGGCAGAAAGAUAAAGUGCUUCAAUUCUGUACGCAAGGAAUAUCCGGUGACUUUACAACUAUAAACUCUUUUUAUUACUAUUAAUAUUAUGG
Molecule: messenger RNA, 782 nt
Organism: Lobosporangium transversale
Lineage: Eukaryota; Fungi; Mortierellomycota; Mortierellomycetes; Mortierellales; Mortierellaceae
Product: aminotransferase
Exons: 7
Coding region: 14-754 (246 amino acids)
Molecular function (GO): catalytic activity
Source: RefSeq, a predicted model, not a curated record